AGCUCACUUGACGCGCAGACCUGUUGCUCGACUCUAAGGCAAAGGGUCGAGACAUCCUCGAGAGUGAUUUCCGCGGAGCCACGCGGAUAGACACCGUAAUCCACGGCGGGCAAGAACUAAGGGAAAACCUGAAAUUUCGGUGGAGAAUAUUAAUUAGUGGAUGAAAUAUUAAUUGAUGGAUGUACAAUUUAUUUACAAAUUCGCACUGAAUUUAUAUUGAGAUUAAAGUACAUUUCACCCUACAAAUGAGGAUGGGACAAUUGGAAAUCUGCAUUUUCUCUGCUUUUCUGAUAUUAUUACACAGCCCAAACACUGUCCCAGUCACAGUGAGCAGCAACAAGCCCAGAGUGGAGGUCCCUGAGGAUGCAGACGCUGAGCUGUCUUGUUUAUUUAAGACAGAGAAAGAAACCAAUCCCCGUAUUGAAUGGAAGAAGAAGGGCAAGGAUGUGUCCUUCGUCUACUAUAAUGGAGAAUUUACAGGGGACUUCACUGGCCGUGCAAAGAUCGAAGGGGCCACAGUGACCCUGUACAAGGUGACCCAGAAAGACACGGGCGAAUAUCGCUGUGAGGUCAGUGCCCCGGAGGACCGAGUCAAGCUGGGCGAGACCAACGUCACCCUCAAAGUGCUAGUACCCCCCCACACACCGCUGUGUGAGAUCCCCAGUUCGGCAGUGACGGGCAGUACUGUGGAGCUGCGCUGUAAGGACAAACAGAGUGUCCCUCCCGCCAUCUACACUUGGUACAAGGACAACACAAAGCUGAGUGUCACCCGCUGGCCCAACAUCACCUACACGCUGGACACCCACACUGGCACGCUGCUAUUUAACACCAUCUCUCGGGCUGACGCGGGACAGUACCGCUGUGUAGCCUCCAACGGAGUGGGAGCGCCCAAGAGCUGUGAGGGGAAACACAUGAAGAUCGAUGAUGUGAACAUAUCAGCCAUAAUUGCUGUGGUUGUGGUGGUCUUCAUAAUCCUCGUGUGUAGCCUGGGGGUCUACUAUGCCUAUCGGCAGGGCUACUUCAAAAAGGGCCACAAUGGAAGGUCCUUCUGGAUACCACAGUGUCAUGGCAUCGCCCACAUCAGCAGCCAGAACCUACACAGAGCAGAUGACAUCAAUAACACCAACUAUGACCCUCCACAAUAUGCUGAGGAUUUCAGCCACACCAAGUCCUUCAUGCUGUGAGGAUUCAGUGCGCUGUCCCUAUCAACAUCCAAAUGGCAGUCGCUGGACUGGGCGCAACCAUCGAUCCACUAAGGGUGUGAUUCACAUGCUGGUUGGGGACACAGCCCUGUCUCCUGAGGAGACAGGGAGGAUAGCACAAUGACCCUUCACCCCCUGCUCUGCUACACGGAAAUAUUUAUCCUGUCCACCUACUCCCUCUACUGGCCAAUCCAUGAACUGUCCUCUGUCUCUGCAUUGAUUGAUUGCCAGUUGAACCUUGAGAGAAAAAAAAAACCUGCUGUACUACUUUUUUUCCUUUUUUACUUGGGCUGUAUAUAUCGUCUACAAGGGAGACCACUGACGGUUGGGUAGAAACUCCUGCACCCGCCUCAGAGGUGGAAAAUCUUGGUUCAGAAAUUAAAAGUCCUUCUAGGGUAUUUUGUUCCAUCACCUGGAUUCACUAAUUAGCAGUACUUCAGCCAGGAGGCAGAACUAAUUAGUGAAAUCAGCUGGCUGAGCUCCUGGGUGGAAUAAACACACGGCAGGACUUACUUUCUGACCCUGGGACUUUUCACCUCUGACCCUCUCAGCCAUUGUUGCAGUGUCUGUCUUUUAAGUAUUGAAGAUGAAAUAUUUUAUCCUUUUAGCGAAUGUUUUUAUGUGAAGUUCUUGCUUUUACAACAGUUUUUUCAGAGUGUAAGAAUGAACUGGAAUGGAAUUGCAGUUUUUUUGCACUGAAGCUUUAUGAUGAAUCCAUAUUAAACAUUUCUCUUUUCAUAAGUUCAUUUUUAAUGUAAAAUGAUGCCCAUUAAAAGGGCAACUUGUCAAACAAGCAAUUUUCAGCAUCUGUGUAAAUACUUUCCAGCAUUACCUAUAGCUGGUUUUCCCUGUAAAGUUGUAACCAAAACUGUGGUGUGAAAAACUUUA
Anguilla rostrata (American eel) is the source of this 2090-nucleotide messenger RNA. It is a transcript of the gene jam2a, whose product is annotated as junctional adhesion molecule 2a. The transcript has 11 exons. NCBI's taxonomy places the organism in Eukaryota, Metazoa, Chordata, Actinopteri, Anguilliformes, Anguillidae. Bases 246 to 1184 code for a protein of 312 amino acids. Gene Ontology annotation, biological process: leukocyte cell-cell adhesion. The record is from RefSeq and is a predicted model, not a curated record. Gene Ontology annotation, cellular component: protein complex involved in cell adhesion; plasma membrane; tight junction.